UAACUGCGUAUACCGUAAUAUGGUAGUAUGAUAUGUGAUAUGUGGCUCUCAGCGAUAACUGGAUCCCCAGGCCCUACAGUAAAAUAAUAAUUCUGGCGUAGGAAUCCUUCGACUGCCGUCUUUAUGAAAUUCUCAUUCCUUCUCCUCUGUACAUAUACCACUCACUCACAGCUAGGUAGAAACGAAUACAGGUUCAAAUUCCGAAUCUCGGAGAAUUAGGGCAAAAACCAGAACCAACGAUCUGUUUUUUCUUAUCUCCCAGUUCGUACCUUUUUUUUUUUCUUUUUGGGGGGAGCGGGGUACCGACGAAGGAAUUAAGGAUGGGGCGGAGGAAGGUGGAGAUUAAGAAAAUCGAGGACAAGAACAGCAGGCAAGUCACGUUUUCCAAGCGGAGAAGCGGACUGAUGAAGAAAGCCAAGGAACUUUCCGUUCUCUGCGACGUGGAUGUUGCUGUCCUCAUCUUCUCUGGUCGCGGCAAGCUCUACGACUUCUGCAGCACCAACAGUUUGGCCAAGAUCCUACAACGAUAUCGCAACUACGCAGAAGCAGAAGACGGGUCUGCAAGAAUUAGCGGCGUAGAGAAACGUAACCCUGAAGGCAGAAAUGUCGUGACAAUCAGAAAGCUGCUGGAAAAAGUUGAAAGGGAUCUAGAGGAGCCAGAUGUUGACCACCUUAACCUGAGUGAACUAGUGCAAUUGGAAGAACAACUUGAAGAUGCACUCAUUCAAACAAGAUCUAGGAAGACACGAUUACUGAUGGAAUCAAUAACCAGUCUAAGUGAAGUGGAAAAGAUGCUGAGGGAAGAAAACAAGCUUCUGCAAAAUAAGGUAGCUGCAGGUACAUCCAAUGAGAAGAGGAAUGACUUGAUCCUUGAAUUUGGGGACCUUACACACGUUGGAAUGAUUUCUGGGCAGCGACAGGCUAUGCUUGAACUACUUUAAGAGUAGAAGAUAGUGAGACAAGCCAGUUUGUGCCUUUCUGAGUGCUCCAAGGGAAAAUAUACCCGUUAAGGCAAUGUGAUCCUACUAUACAACUCUUCAUAAGCAACUUUUUAUAACUUGGUUUUGCGUCUGACAUCACUCCGCUUCAUAACAUGAGAUUGAAGUGGGGUACGUUCUCCACUUGCAUUGUUCUGUCACAUGCUAACCCAGGUUUCUGAUUAAGCAAAAGAGAAUGAAUCUUAAAGCAAAGCAGGUUGCCUGCAAGUUGGUCA
Molecule: messenger RNA, 1213 nt
Organism: Coffea arabica (coffee)
Lineage: Eukaryota; Viridiplantae; Streptophyta; Magnoliopsida; Gentianales; Rubiaceae
Product: agamous-like MADS-box protein AGL27
Biological process (GO): positive regulation of transcription by RNA polymerase II
Cellular component (GO): nucleus
Molecular function (GO): DNA-binding transcription factor activity; RNA polymerase II transcription regulatory region sequence-specific DNA binding; protein dimerization activity
Source: RefSeq, a predicted model, not a curated record